Molecule: messenger RNA, 4672 nt
Organism: Eucalyptus grandis
Lineage: Eukaryota; Viridiplantae; Streptophyta; Magnoliopsida; Myrtales; Myrtaceae
Exons: 2
Coding region: 228-1748 (506 amino acids)
Source: RefSeq, a predicted model, not a curated record
CUCUCUCUCUCGAGGGAGAGAUUAAAGGAACAAAUUCGCUGUAGAUUCCCUCCCAAUCAGUUCGAGAUUUAGCGUUUGGGGAAGGUGCGGGGGUUGUGAUUCUAGGGUUUCCGAUUUCAAAAUUAACGGCUAAUUCGAUCUCCCGCGACGCGAGACGGAGGGCGAGGGUUCGAUUCCCGCGAUCGUAUAGGUUUUUUUUCCCGGUUCCGGCGAACGGGGCCGGAGCGAUGAACGAUCAGUCGCAGCUGAUCAAACAGGCGGCCCCGCCGAUGGUGAGCCAGGGCCCGGUGUUCAGCCAGCCGCUGCCGCAGCCGCCGCCGCAGAUGGUGAUGAAUCCGCCGCAGCUGCUGACCGCGUCCAAGGCGAUGAGCCAGCCCCAGAUUAGGGCCGUGAGCCUGCCGCCGCCUCAGAUGUUGGGUCAGCGUCAGUCCCAGGUGUUCGCGCAGCCGAUGUUGAACAGGGGCUACAAGCCGUGGCAGCCGCAGCCGCAGCAACAGCUCGGGAUGGAUCCGGGCGCCAAGUUCCGCGGCUCGAAGCCUGGGUUCGGGGCUCCGAAGCAGCAAGGUAGAGGUAAUUGGAAGGGCAAGAAGCCGAACGACAACCGUGUGGACUUGAGGAAAGCCCCGAAUCCCUCGGUUAACGCCGUCAUGGCUGGUGCAAUAGGCGCCGGAAUUUAUAAGCCCCCUAGCCUUAACGAGUUACAGAACCAGAAUUACAUGAAGGCUCGGAAGUUUUACCCGAAGAAGAAGUUUAAUAAUAGGUUCGCCCCUUUCGCGCCGAGGAACACUUCGUCGUUUAUCAUGCGGGCCAAGAAAUCCGGAGGGAUUGCGUCCUUGGUGUCCCCGAGCCCUGUCACCCCGGCUGUGCUGCCGACGCCGACGUUCUCGCCGACUACAGAAGUUUUAGGGGACACGGCAAAGGAGGAGUGGGGCGUGGAUGGCUACGGGUCGAUGAAGGGUUUGAUUAGGCUCCGUAACGAGGCAGGGUUUAGGGAACAUGAGGACGAGGAGGAGGGGGAGGAUCACGAGGAAGAUGAUAACGAUGGGUCUAGCGACAGUGAUGUAGAGGAGGAGAAGAAUAGCGUCCUUAGUAGGUUGGAUCAUGAGAUGAGCCGGUUCGAGAUGGUGUACCCCAAUUAUGGAGGUGAUUACAACAAUAUCUUGGAGAACAGGGUAGAUGAUCAGGAUGCUCACAUUGCACAACUGGAGGAAGAGAACUUGACACUGAAGGAGAGGCUUUUCUUGAUGGAGAGCGAAUUGGGAGAUUUAAGGAAGAGGUUGCAGCUCUUGGAAAGGAAGAAUCGACGUACGGAUUAUGUCAUUGGGGAGGUAGUUGAGAAUGUAUCUGAAAAUGACAGUGGAGGAGGAUCUGAUAACCAUGGAAUGGAAUGUGAAAGCAGGGAAGAGGUGAUGGAAUCUGGGGAUGGCACCGUAGGAGGUACAAACAUUGAUGCUGGCAAUGACUCUCGGAGGGAAAAUAACGGUUUGGCGAUUAGUGAGGGUGGGAGGGAUAUCUCCACGGACGAGUACGCUCCAAAACAAGCGGAGCCAGAAGAAGGCCAUUUAAAGGGUGGGGAGAUGCAGGAUGAGAAUAUGCCUGUUGAAGCAAUUACCAAGCAGGAUGAGGUGGAGAACAUUGGGCAACUGCAGGAUUUGGGCAUGGCUGAAGUCGAUGGGAAGAAGCAUGACAUCAAAGAUGAGGAUUUUGGAACCGUCCAUUCCGAGAAAAGCAUUGGCGAUGGUGACUGAUCUCGUCCCUCGUUAAUUAUUGAAGUGACCGGUAAGACACUGGAGAUAAAGAUGUGAAGGGCAGUCAAGAGAUGCUUCUUCACAGGCAUUUUAAAUCUCUCUCUGUCUCCCUCUCUCUGACACCUUUCCAAUGCAGUUGGAAUGGCCCAACAGGGUAAUUUUCACUAUAUAAGUGGAAAUAAAACAUCAAUACUGAUCUUCCAAAAUGGAAAGGAUAGAUGUCAUCUCUCUAAAGAUUUUUAAUUCAUCUUAAAAGACCUGGAUGUCCUCAGCAUGUUAAAGGUACUUGAGUGCCAGAGAAGAUGAGCAGACUUCAUGUGGCAUCAUGUUGAUGCACGAAAAUCAAGUUUUUUCUGGUGUUUAAUAGUUGUAUAGAUAUUCAAUGUUUACUCUUCUAGUGAGCAAAAUCAUAUUUGUAAUCUUAGCCUUAUGAAGUAAAUUCUGCAGAUUAAUGAUACCUAGUAGAGAAAUCAAUACCUAGUAAUGAAAUUAGCAUGUCCUAAUUACACUGUAGCUUCUAUAUUUGAUCACAGAAUUUAGCAGCCUGAGCUGCUUUUUGUUGCUUUAUGUCAGUCUUUCAUGCUUGUCAAAGCAGGUCCUUCAGGGAUUAUUCUUUUGGAAGGUCUGUCGGUGAUUUAGCCAAUGUAAGUUGUUUUCAAGUUCAUAUUAUUUCUAUGCUUUGGAGUUAGUUUACUUUCUGUAAAGUUGUUUGUUUGGAUUCCCCUUCUCUAUGUAAAGUAUUGUUGUGAUUGUAAGUUGAGAAAUUACUAAUCCGAUAGCUUAUUGUUUGAGACAUGCUUCAAGAGUCAAAACUAAACUAUGAGGGGCAAAAUAUUGGUGUGUCAUUGACUUCAUAGGUUGUUCAGUAGUUCACAUUGGUUAGCUUACAUUGGUUGAUGUGAAAAAACUGUAAGUAUAGCUGUUCAGUAUCUUAAACUGGGCAACGUGUACCCCCAUUUCAUUGUUUGCUCUGUGAGUAUGAUCUAAGAAAAUGUUAUUCUCAUCUUACUAUUCAUCACCAUUAUGGCCUUGUUUGGUUUGGUUGCGGGGAAAUGUCUCUAGGAAAAUACAAAUACCUUUGGAUUUAAAGGGUUUUUCGAAAUGCAAAUAGCGUUUAGUGAAUUGUAAUUUUAAAGUGCAUCAGGAAAGAAUUUUGGCUUAAAUGCUGUUUGGUAAAAUUACAUUUGUAAAGGACUUUUACUAUUUUUUUAAAAAAAGGUUUAUAUAUAUAUAUAUAUAUAUUUUUUUUUUUUUAAGUUUAGCCACUGGCAGUCAAAUCUGGCUGUCGGAUGGCCUUGCCUGAGGUGGCGCGACCUCAAGUGGCGUCACCUAGGUCACGUGAACCCAGGUGUUGCGCUGCACCACAACCCAGGGGACUGUGACCUAGGUGCUGCCUGAGGUCAGGUGGCAGUCGUCGAGGUCAGGGACCGCUGCAGCGGUCAUCAGCCUCCAAUCGGCUUUUCUAUGCGGUGGUCUAUGGAAAAGAUGAGCAGUAAACAAAGGGCUAAGACCCUUAGAACCCUUUGGAGAUGUAAUUGUAUUUUCCCAAACUUGAGCAAAAAACAAACCAAAUGUUAUUUGCAUUUGGCCAAGGGACUUUAGAGUCCCCAAGUCCUUUUGAAAUGUUGAGCCAAAUGGGGCCCAUCACAUGCUUCCUGGUGAAGUUUAAAUCUUGACUGAUGCCACCUAGAAGUGUGAAUGUUGCUGUACUUGAUGCCAUCUCCCUCCCUUACAUUUGAUAUUUUCUUUAUAAAUUCUGCAGUGAAGCUUAGUUGCGGGAUUCAAAUAUGGGGACAUUUGUUUGUGGGGUGUCGUAUUGUCAUCUCUGAUCUUACCUUAGGAGCGUUUGUCAAAAGCCUUGCUGGGAGGGUUAAUUUAUUUGAUGUCUUGUCUGUAAGAAUGCUUCAAUCGCUAAUUAGUGUGGUGGUUAUUUGAUAUCCAUUGGCAUGGCGCUGCAGUCCAACUGACCUCUUCCUGGCCACUUCAUAUUUCUCCAUUUUAACAGUAUCAUCCAAGUAAUCGACAUUUAGAUGAGGAGGGCAUGGGAAGAUUACGUCCUUGUGAUCAGACAUGGGAACUGUGAUAACUUGUUUCUUUGACGGUUGCAAUCAGCAUGAUGGGCAUGUCCUUUCUGGCUAGCUGAAGUGAAAUGUCUAGGUUGGCCCUGUGCUGUUAUGCUGAUCUGCUAUGCUGACUGCUUUUGGUUCGUGCACAUCUAGUUUUACAAAGCUACAUCUUUGACUUGCUUCAUUUUAGCGUAUCUACAACCAAGUUUGGCAUGCAUACUGGAACUGACGGAUGGUGAUGUUGACAACAUUUUGUCAUGUUCUGAGCUCAAGCGUUGUGUGCUGCUGCCAAUGUGGAAGAACGGUACCAGCUCCCCCUUGCUUUGUUCACAGUAAUUGCAUUAAUGGUGACUGUCUUGAUCUGAUCUCUGUGAUGUGAAGUUUCUCCUUCGGGCAGGUCCUCAUGUUUUUGUUAACUCUGCAAAUGGAAAUUGUGAGACGGAUGCAAUCCCUUUGCCAUUCUAUAUAAAAUGUAAGGAAGGAGUAAUUUUUAACCUUCGUUGUAGGUGGUAAAAAACUCAACAUACCGGAUCCAUCGGAAGCUUUGCCUUGGUUAUGUCGACUGAGUGGCUCAAUCUGUUUCAUGUGACUUUGGCAGCGGAUUCUUUGCUUAUCAGAAUAGAUGAGAUAAUAGUGAAAAACCGAAAGCGACAGGCUCUGCGCUCGGGGAAUGCCUUGUCUACUACGCUUGAGAAGUAUUGCAUUGAAGGUUAGGAGGGUAUAAUCGAUGUUUUCGUUUUGGCUGACGAGGCUAUAAACAAAAGUUGAUCGAUGAUCAAUUUUGCAUUUCUAGUUUGAUACUCUGUCCACCCGUGGUAGCGGCUUGUUGGAUCAAUCUAGAAAACUCCGUUCCAGGUC